Sinocyclocheilus rhinocerous is the source of this 2605-nucleotide messenger RNA. It is a transcript of the gene ncapg2, whose product is annotated as non-SMC condensin II complex, subunit G2. Gene Ontology annotation, biological process: mitotic sister chromatid segregation. Gene Ontology annotation, cellular component: nucleus; condensin complex. The record is from RefSeq and is a predicted model, not a curated record. Lineage: Eukaryota; Metazoa; Chordata; Actinopteri; Cypriniformes; Cyprinidae.
UAAGCGAAAUGUCGAAACGAAAGCAGUUUCUGGAAUCUGUGCAUCAUGAGCGCGUCCAGGAUUUUCUGAACCUCAUCAGAUUACAUAAGGAUGGAGCGGAUCCGUUUGACCUGGCGGAGGUUCUGCCGGAGCUGCAGAGGAGUCAGAGGCAGGAGUUGUGGGAGAGACAGCUGAAGUUGCUGCAGCACAACCUCACUGCUCACCCUCCAGAGCGCUGGAUCACUGGAGCCGAGGAGGACGCAGGUGACAUGGAGGUGGAGAUUUCUGAGGAACAGAUACAGACAAUGGCAGUAAUAGAGGGCGUUACGAUUGUUUCUACAGUCUCUGUAGACAUUUUGCAGGAAAAUGACAACUAUACUUCCCUUCUCGAAUGUGCUCAGAUGCUAAAUUGUAUAGAGAGUGCUUUGCCACUGUCACACACACCCCUCCAGCAGGCCAUUCAUUGGCUGUUUGAAUGCUGGUGGAGACGGGAUCUAAAAGGGAAGGAGGAGCUUGGUUGGACUGCUUUCCUUGGCUGUUUGGAGAACACUGUUACACUUGAAAAACCGGUCGGUGAGCUCAGAAGGCUCUGUACUCUACGAGAGGUGCUUCUCAGUGUGGACUUUGCAUCUGAGAGAGGGCAGCAGGUCAUUGAUCCUCUCCUCCAGUGUUUCUUCAGGCCCUGUCAUAUUAAACAAGAAGAGGGGAAGCGGUUCCUUGCCUUCCUUUUUUCUUGGAACGACAGCUUCAUUCGGAUGAUUCAUGAAACUAUUAAGAAUCAGCUGCAGUUUUUCCCAAAAACUCUGUCUGUUCAUGUGGCUGAGAUUUACUUCAGAGCAUGGAGGAAGGCAUCAGGCUCUUUCAUGGAGGAGUUUGAGUCCACCUGCAUCCAGGACUUAAUGCAGCACGCUCUGUUGCUGCACAGAAACUCACCUGUACACAGCAAAGUCAGACAGAUCCUUACUUAUUUCCACAAGCAGAAGUUUCGAGAAGGUGUCGAUGAGAUGCUGCACAGGCUCUACAAGCCAAUUCUGUGGAAAGCAUUAAAGGCCACCAAUGCUGAGGUUCGUGCCAAUGCCACACUGCUCUUCACUGAGGCUUUUCCCAUCCAUGACCCCAGCAUGAGCAGUGAGAUGGUGGACCAGGCUGUUCAGAAACAACUCGAUUUACUGUUUGCUCUCCUUGAUGACCCACAGCCCCUCGUGCGAUCUUCUGCAGUGCUGGGUGUAUGUUCUAUCCUGGCUCGUUGCUGGGAGGUCAUUCCUUCCACGAUCAUCACUGACCUACUGGAGAAGCUCAUCCUGCAGCUGGCUAAUGACACAAGCUCUCCAGAUGUCCGAUGCUCUGUGUUCAUGUGCAUGUCUAUAAUUCUGGAUAACAGUUUAAGUCAUCCACUCAUGGAAAAACUGUUGCCUGCUCUGAAGAGUAGCCUCCAUGACAGCUCUGAAAAGGUGCGUGUUGCCUUUGUGGGCAUGCUCCUCAAGAUCAAGGCUGUACGGGCAGCCAAGUUUUGGAAAGUGUGUUCCCUGGAGCACCUGCUGGCUCGAUUAGAAAUGGACUCUCCUCCUGUUUCCAAGCGAAUCGUCAAUCUCCUGUUCAACUCAUUCUUUCCAGUCAACCAAUCGGAGACUGUCUGGUGCGAGCGAUGCGUCAGCCUGAUUCAGACAAACCCUGGGGCGGCUCGAAAGUUUUACCAACAUGCUUAUCUGUACACAGCUCCUGCUAAUAUAGUCAAGCUGAUGCUAGUGAUCCGAAAGUGCCUGAAUGUGUGCAUUCAAAAUGCAGGAGAUGAUGAAUUUGCAUCUAGCAAUAAAGAAAACAGCACGAUGUUGGAGGAUGUUCUCUCAGUGCAGGACACUGCCUCCAUGGCCAGCCUGCUGGAGAUCCUCGUAAUUCUGUGGAAAAGUGUUCAGAAAUCUCUCAUGGCUAACCAAGAUGCCUUCAAGUACACCACAUUAAAGUUUGCAUCAGUUCUGCCCCAGUAUCUUAAAAUCUUUCAGGAGGAACGGUGUAAAGCCCCUCUCAUUCUUCUAGCCUCUCUACUUCCUGCCUCUUCUGUUCCAGCACUGAGGAGUAAAGUGAUGUCUCACUUGAGGAGUUUGAAAGCAGGCACCGCUGUGACCGCAUACAGUCAGUCGGUGGAGUGUCUCUGUAGCUGGGGGCAGAUCAGCCAUAUUGUGGAGCUGAUAGAGAACUGGCUUGUGGAGGCCUUACCUGUGAGAGCGCAAGGUGAUGAAGAUACAUCUGGUAAAGUGCAUUUUGAUGGGCUGGAAGAGUCGAUACCAGAUCUGGGCCUAGACUAUCUGGAUUAUGUACUCCUGCACCCUAAAACCCGAGACUGUCUGUUCACGCUGCCACUGGAUCAGAUCAGACCACUUCAUAAGGCCCUCGACAAAUGGAAGUCGCUGUUGUUUUCCUCUCUGAGUGGAGCAGAGGUCAGUGUGGCAGUCACUGAGACAGCGCUGAGAGCUUUUAUCUUCCAUGGCCGACUCUGUAUCCAUCUUCAGCACAAAGUGAGUGUACUGCAGUAACCCCUCUGCAUUCACUCUUUGAGUCUCUCACACUCCAAACAAAGCCAACAUCCACUGAACACACUCACACAAGAGAUGUUAAGAUGUGAAGAGAG